AUGAAUAAGUUAUGUAUAAACGAAUGCAUUCCUUAUGUACAAAAAUAUGAUUGGGGUCGAGGUAAGGAUGGUUUAGUAUAUACUGUUAUGAAAAAUAUUGUAAAAGAUAAUUAUGAAAUUAUAAAAAAGGAAAUUAAUAGCUUAGAUUAUUUAAAAGAAUAUAUUGAAAAUGAUGAUGAUCAUCAUAAAGAAAAUACAACUUUAAAAAAAAAUGAAAAUUAUGCAGAAUUGUGGAUAGGUAAUCAUGCAAAAAGCCCCAAUUUAGUAGUCUAUAAUAAUACUCUUAUAAAAAUAAAAGAUUUUCUAAAAAUUUACGAAGAAAAGAAAAAUAAAAGGAAUACAAUUUUAAAAAAAAUUUUUAGGAAAAUACAAAAUACAAAAAAGAAAUAUUUAAAAGUAAAUUAUAUUACAAAAUUAGAAGACACUAAUAAUUUUAAAGAAAAUAAUGAUAAAAAAAAAGACUCAAAUAUAGAAUAUUCUUUAUCAAAUAAAUAUUCCUUAAAAAAAGAUGAUGCAGGAAAUGAUCAAAAAGAAAAUGGUAAUCUUUUUCCGUAUCUUUUUAAAAUCUUGUCAAUUUCAAAACCAUUAAGUAUUCAAAUUCAUCCAAACGAAGAACAGUCUUUAUAUCUAAAUAGUAUUAAUCCUCUCGUAUAUAAAGAUAAAAUAUUUAAAACAGAAAUGUGUGUGUGCAUAAAUUCUAUGAGCUUAUUAUGUGGCUUUAUGAACAUUUUCAAAAUAGCAUUUUUAAUAAGAAAUAUAUACGAACUAAAUGAAUUUUUUUUAAAUAUUGAAAAAAAUAAAAAUGUAGACAAAAAAAAUUCAAAAUAUGUUGAGGGGAAUGAAGAAUUAAAUGAUAUAAGAGAUAAAAAAAAAGAACAUUUAGAACAAGAAAAUAAGAAUAAUAAAUCAUUAAAUAAUGAAAAGGAGAAUGAUAUAUUUUUUUUAUUCGAACUAUUUAAUCCCGAAAAAAAUAAUUAUAUUGAAGAAAUUUUAACUAUGCUAUCACGUAUUUACAUAUAUAUAAUUAAAUAUUCCUUAAAAAUGAAUAGCGGAUUAAAUUACGAUAUUGUGUCAAUUGUUGAUGAUUAUGCUGAAAAUAUUCAAAAAUAUAUAUUUGAGGAAAAUUUCUUCUACUCUUUUUAUAAAAAUGAAAAUUUUUUAGAAGAAGAAUUUAAUUUGAGUAAUUUAAUAAAAGAAGGAAAAGAAAGAUUACAAAAAAAUUUAAAAAAAAAAAAAGAUGCUAACUUUAAAGAAUUUGAUAUAUCUGGAAAGAACGAAAAAACUGAAACGGAAAGUGAGGAACAUGAAAGUAUUUUAACUAAAUUAAAUAUAUUCGACAUUACUAAAAAAAAGGAAGAAGAAGAAGAAAAUAAAAUUGAUAAGAAUGAUAAGAAUAAAACUUAUAUUAAUGUGAAUGAACAUAAAUCAAAUAAUUUUGACAAAAUAGAAGAAGAUGAAAAUGAAUGUUAUUUUUCUAGAAGAAAAAAAAUAAAAGCUUUUUAUGAGCAUAUGUAUAAAUUUUUUAUUAAUAAAAUUCUGCAAGAAGACAGUAAUAUAUUAAAUAAUUGCAUUAAUUCAAUAAUUGAAAAAAAUGAGGUUUAUGCUUCGUUUGUGAAUAAUGUAGAGACUCUAAAAAAAAAAAUUGAUAAGCUAUAUCUAAAUAUAUGUUUAAAAAAAAAUUAUGAAGUUUUGUGUGAGGAAAUUGAAAGAAUUAUUAUCCAUAGUAUAUUUGAAGUACUUAAAAAUGUUUCUAAAUACUACAUGAAUGAUGGAGGUAGGAUAUUUAUUUUUAUUUUACAAUUAAUAAACUUGAAUGACGGUGAUGUUGUUUAUAUAAAACCAGGAGUGAUUCAUUCAUACAUAUCGGGACAUUGCUUAGAAUGUAUGACUAAUUCUGAUUUAGUUAUUAGAGGUGGAUUAACAAAUAAAGAAAUAGAUAAAUUAAAUUUUAUUAAAUAUGUAAAUUAUAAAAACAACUAUCCUGUAAUUUUAGAAAAGGAAUUUAUAAAUUAUAAUAUAGUAUCAUAUAGUUAUCAUAGCAUGAAGCAUUUCAAAAUAUUAUUAAUUACAAUUAAUCCAGGAGAAAAAAUUAACCAUUUAUUUUCUGAAAAAUGUUUUACUUCAUGUAUUAUUAUGUCAACUAAUAAAAAAGUUAAAAUAACAGGAAAAAAAAAUGAUAAAAAGAAAAUAAUUAUUAAUAAUGUAAGAAAUGGUAUGGUAUUACUUAUUGCACCAAAUAUAAAGGUUAGUAUAUCUAAUUUUUAUUCAAAUAUUGAUGACGGAAAUAAAGAAUUUGUUAUGUACUGUGCUACCUCUUGA
This is a messenger RNA of Plasmodium relictum, 2319 nucleotides long. Its product is annotated as mannose-6-phosphate isomerase, putative. The record is from RefSeq and is a predicted model, not a curated record. Gene Ontology annotation, biological process: GDP-mannose biosynthetic process. The transcript has a single exon. Gene Ontology annotation, cellular component: cytosol. Gene Ontology annotation, molecular function: mannose-6-phosphate isomerase activity; zinc ion binding. Lineage: Eukaryota; Apicomplexa; Aconoidasida; Haemosporida; Plasmodiidae. Bases 1 to 2319 code for a protein of 772 amino acids.